Messenger RNA from Bufo bufo (common toad), 680 nucleotides. RefSeq names its product PTTG1 regulator of sister chromatid separation, securin (gene PTTG1). NCBI's taxonomy places the organism in Eukaryota, Metazoa, Chordata, Amphibia, Anura, Bufonidae. The transcript is spliced from 6 exons. The record is from RefSeq and is a predicted model, not a curated record. Bases 76 to 630 code for a protein of 184 amino acids. Gene Ontology annotation, cellular component: nucleus; cytoplasm. Gene Ontology annotation, biological process: chromosome organization.
UUUAUUUAAAAGCUGGUGCCGGGAAACAGCGGUAGCGUUCAGUGUGGCUGAUCUGGCUGUGUGAUUUGGUCUAAAAUGGCAACCAUGAUCUUCAUUGACCAAGAGAACAAUGUUGCUUCUACACUGCUGUCUAAGGAGCGUGUAAAAGGUGCAGGAAAGCGGGUUGUCAGAAGCCACCAGGGCAAAGUAUUUGGUUCUGCAUCAGGAGAAAAGGCAUCAAGAAAAGCUCUGGGGAUUGUGAACAAGCAGGUGACAACCCAGAAGACGGCGCAGUGUCUGAAAGGAGACCUUAAAGUGAAGAAUCCUGGACCAGCUGCUAGAAAGGUUUCAGAAGCGCCUCUUAAGCCUGGCCUGCAGUGCUACCCUGAAAUCGAAACCUUUGUUCCCUACAAUCCUGCAGACUUUGAAACCUUUGAUGUCCCAGAAGAACACAAACUGAGUCAUCUUUCCCUUACUGGUGUUGAUCUUCUGGUGAAUGAUGCUAAGACGUUUGACUCGCUAAUAAGUCUAGAACCAGCCCUAAUGGAGAUGCCUGCUUUUAGCUGGGAUUCAGAUGCUGACAGUCUGCCAUCUUUCCUUGCCACUUUGGAGGAGAUCACAGUGGACAUGCCUCCAAUGCUUCAGUGUUAAAACAUUUUAUUUCAUUGCACUUUGUUUAAUAAAGGUUUUUAAUUUAUUUU